AUCAUUACAACAAACAGUUUCUUUCUAUUUGUUAUAACAAUGUCUACUCCUUCUAUUGCUCCUUCUAUCGCUAGCGAUAUGGAAAAAGGUACUCCAUCUCAUGUUGAGAACACUCCAAUUGGUAUUACUGCUGAUCUUGAUCCCGAACAUGAACAAUAUCUUAUUCUGAGACAUGGUUCCGUUCAAUUGGAUCCUCUUCCAUCUGCUGAUCCUCAAGAUCCACUUAACUGGCCUGACUGGAAGAAGAACUAUGAAAUCUUGUUGAUUGCUUUUGGUUCUUUCUCAUCCACUUUCAUGGCUGCCGGUUUGACACCUGCUUUUGAAACCAUGGCUGAAGAAUAUGGUGUUACCCUUGAAACUGCUGCUUACUUUACUUCUGCUCAAAUUGCUGUCUUUGGUGUUUUGCCAUUAUUCUGGGUCCCAUUGAUGAACACUUAUGGUAGAAAGUUCUUUGUAACUUUUGGUGCUUUAGCUUGUGGUGUCUUGAAUAUUGGUGGUGCUGUUUCAACUACAUUCGGUCAACAGAUGGCCACCAGAGUUUUGGUUGGUGUCUUCGUUUCUACUGUUACUGCUGCUGGUUCUUCUGUUGUUGGUGAUUUGGCUUUCUCUCAUGAAAGAGGUAAAAAGAACGGUUGGUGGACUCUUGCUUUUGUUGUUGGUACUCCUUCUGGUCCUUUCUUUACUGGUUUCAUUCAACAACAUGCUGGUACUAAAUGGAUUUUCUACGUGUUUGCUAUUAUGAACUUUAUUCAAUUUGGUUUAUGGUUGUUUGCCACUGAAACUGUCUACACUAGAUCUAACCCAGUUUACCACCAAAGCAAGGUUCUUAAAGUGUUGGGUAUUAGAAAGUCUGAAAGCAGACAAUUCCACUGGAAGAUGUUUUUCAGACCAUUAAAGCAAGCUGCUAACUUCAACAUUACUCUUGCUGUCAUUGCUGCCUCCGUUACUUUCUGUUACGCCAACAUUGUUUUAGUUGUUGAAAUGCCUCAAGUUAUGAUUCCAUACUUCCACCUUAGUCCACAACAAUUAUCUUUGCAAUAUAUCUCCAUUAUUGUUGGUUCAUUCAUUGGUGAAGUCCUUGCUGGUCCACUUUCUGAUUGGUGGAUGAAGAGAUGUACUGCUAAGAGAGGUGGAAACAGAGUCAUUGCUGACAGAUUAUGGAUCUCUUACAAUGGUUACUUCUUAGUUAUUAUUGGUUUGAUCAUCUGGGGUGUUUUCUUAUUCCAAGCUAAGCCAGGACACUGGAACAUCAGACCAUUAAUUGGUGCUGCUAUUGCCGCUGCUGGUAACAACAUUGUUGCCACCGUUAUUACUACAUUUGCUAUCGACUGUAACCCAAGCAAGGCUGCUGACGUUGGUUUAUACAUCAACUUUGUCAGAUCUCUCUACGGGUUCCUUGGUCCAUUCUACUUCCCAUACAUGUUUGCCAACUUAAACUUUGCUGGUUCUGCUGGUUUAAUGUGUGGUCUUGUGCUCUUAUUUGCUUGGGUUCCAAGUAUUAUUGCUCACGUGGUUGGAUUAAGACGUGCUAAGUAAUUUUUUGUAAUUAUUUAUUUUUUAAUGAAGUAAUAAACUGGGCUCUGGUUAGCCCUUGACAUAAAA
Messenger RNA from Spathaspora passalidarum NRRL Y-27907, 1602 nucleotides. Its product is annotated as major facilitator superfamily multidrug-resistance protein. Gene Ontology annotation, biological process: transmembrane transport. Gene Ontology annotation, molecular function: transmembrane transporter activity. NCBI's taxonomy places the organism in Eukaryota, Fungi, Ascomycota, Pichiomycetes, Serinales, Debaryomycetaceae. The record is from RefSeq and is a predicted model, not a curated record. The transcript has a single exon. The coding region runs from base 40 to 1536 and encodes 498 amino acids.